ACAUAGGUCUACUGUUGUUAUUACGUAAGUGAGUCAGGCUCUGCGCUGUAGAAUGAAAGGCGGGUAUAUGUUUCAAACCGCCCUUGUUUUACCAUAUUCGGUCUGUCGGGCGCCUACAGUUCGGUCUGUAACGGAAAGCCGGCGGAAAGUGGACACGCUAUAUCGGUGUGUUCCAAACGGUUCCGAAACUAAUAGCAACAAACAAGGCGGAACAAUGCCAUCAGACCUUGCCAAGAAGAAGGCAGCGAAGAAGAAGGAGGCUGCAAAAGCCCGCCAGGCGCGUACUAAGAAAACUGACGAACUUAAUGGGGAAAACGACAUACUAGAGAGUCAGGAAAAUGAAGCAGACAGCAAUGGGGUAGCUAGCCUGACCAAGGAGCUGGAUGAGUUUGAGCUCAAGAAGCUGGAGGCGCGGGCGGUGACAGGGGUGCUUGCGUCCCACCCCAACAGCACUGACGUGCACAUCGCCAGCCUGUCGCUCACCUUCCACGGCCAGGAGCUGCUGACCGACACAAGCCUGGAGCUCAACUCAGGGAGGCGCUAUGGCCUCAUCGGCCUCAACGGUACAGGAAAGUCCAUGCUGUUGUCAGCCAUAAGCCACCGCGAGAUCCCCAUCCCAGAGCACAUUGACAUCUACCACCUCACCAGGGAGAUGGCCCCGAGCGACAAGACGGCCCUGCAGUGUGUGAUGGAGGUGGACCAGGAGAGGAUCCAGUUGGAGAAGGAGGCAGAGCGCCUAGCAACCGAGGACUCGGAGUGUGAAAAGCUGAUGGAGCUGUACGAGCGUCUGGAGGAGCUGGACGCCGACAAGGCGGAGGUGCGGGCCUCCCGGAUCCUCCACGGUCUGGGCUUCAGCGCCGCCAUGCAGAAAAAGCAACUCCAGGAUUUCAGCGGAGGGUGGAGGAUGCGCGUGGCUUUGGCCAGAGCUCUGUUCAUCAAGCCCUUCAUGUUGCUGCUGGACGAGCCCACCAACCACCUGGACCUGGAUGCCUGCGUGUGGCUGGAGGAGGAGCUUGCAUCGUUCAAGCGAAUCCUUGUGCUCAUCUCUCACUCUCAAGACUUCCUGAACGGAGUGUGCACCAACAUCAUCCACCUCCACCAGAAGAAGCUCAAGUACUACACGGGCAACUAUGACCAGUACGUGAAGACCCGGGAGGAGCUGGAGGAGAACCAGAUGAAACGGUUUAACUGGGAGCAGGACCAGAUCUCACACAUGAAGAACUACAUCGCCAGGUUUGGUCACGGCUCGGCCAAGUUGGCGCGACAGGCUCAGAGCAAGGAGAAGACGCUGCAGAAGAUGGUGGCUUCGGGCUUGACUGAUCGCGUGGUGAAUGACAAGACCCUGUCAUUUUAUUUUCCUUCCUGUGGAAAGAUUCCCCCUCCUGUCAUCAUGGUUCAGAACGUUAGCUUCAAAUACAGCGACAACCAGCCACACAUAUACAAGAACCUGGAGUUUGGUAUUGACCUGGAUACGCGGGUGGCUCUGGUGGGGCCCAACGGAGCCGGGAAAUCUACACUCCUCAAACUGCUGAUGGGAGAGCUUCUCCCCACUGACGGCAUGAUCAGGAAACAUUCGCACGUGAAGAUUGGCCGAUAUCACCAGCAUCUCACAGAGCAGCUGGAGCUGGACCUGUCUCCACUGGAGUACAUGAUGAAGUGUUACCCGGAGAUCAAGGAGAAGGAGGAGAUGAGGAAAAUCAUAGGUCGGUACGGCCUCACAGGAAAACAGCAGGUGAGCCCGAUCAGGAACCUGUCGGACGGCCAGAAGUGUCGGGUCUGCUUCGCCUGGCUGGCCUGGCAAAACCCACACAUGCUCUUCCUUGACGAGCCCACCAAUCACUUGGACAUCGAGACCAUCGACGCCCUGGCCGAUGCCAUCAAUGACUACGAGGGCGGCAUGAUGCUGGUCAGCCACGACUUCAGGCUCAUUCAACAGGUGGCUAAGGAGAUCUGGGUGUGUGAGAAGCAAACGAUCACCAAGUGGAACAGAGACAUCCUAGCAUACAAGGAGCACUUGAAAUCAAAGAUCGACAAGCAAGCGCAUGAUAUCUAGAACACCUUCCGCUGUAUCUGAGCCAGUAAACCUAAUAUACAUCAUGGUUAUGGACUCCCAAGUGCUUCUGUGGUGGAACAGUUAUCCUCACCUGCCCACAGUUGGGAUCUAGGAUCCGCUUCUCCUUCCCCAAUCCUAAAAUCAACACACCGCAAGGUCAGCGUCUAGGGGCAAAUUCACCUUUCACCCACCCCCUGCUCAGGCUGCACUCUGAUUGGCUGACUCCCCUGAACCAUCAAAGUGCAUUAUGGAAUGCAUUCCAUUGUCAUAGAAAAAGUUUUAUUUUUCCAAAUGAGUAUAACAUCAGAUUAAAAUGAAUGCAGCAGCUUCUGGGUCAAUUUCUUAUGAUAUUGCAACAUUGACUUGUUCCCUGUGUCAAAGAGCAUCAGUAAUGCCUUAUUUUUAUUUAACGUAUUGCAAGAAUGGUUUGUCUGAAUAAAUUACCUAAUUGAA
Esox lucius (northern pike) is the source of this 2506-nucleotide messenger RNA. RefSeq names its product ATP-binding cassette, sub-family F (GCN20), member 2b (gene abcf2b). The record is from RefSeq and is a predicted model, not a curated record. The transcript is spliced from 15 exons. NCBI's taxonomy places the organism in Eukaryota, Metazoa, Chordata, Actinopteri, Esociformes, Esocidae. Gene Ontology annotation, molecular function: ATP binding; ATP hydrolysis activity. Bases 53 to 2053 code for a protein of 666 amino acids.